AGCCGCGUGCUCCGAACGGAACCCCCGAACCGACCGGUCGGUCGGCGGGCGAGUGACCGGCUCGGGCUCUGCGGGACAACGAAGCGGCCCAAUGCCAGUGCAUCGAUGGGUGCUCUGGUUGGUGCUGGCCUGUGGUGAGGCUGCUCUGGUGAAGAGGCUCCACAAUGGGACGAACCACUCUGAGAAGUCCGUGCAGCAGAUCGUUCGGGAUGCGGAGCUGGCGAACCUGCGAAUCCUGGAGGCCAAGUGGCAGAAGCUCAACGAGUCCCUGCACUACGCGGAGACGUACCUGGCAGACUCCCGGGAAGAGCUGGCGAAUUUGACCGCGGAGCUGGUGAAGAGCAACCUCUCCCAGGAAAUCCAAGCGGCCAAGGAGAAGUACUCCGAAGUGUUGGUCAGCGAGGCCACCGAGCAAGAGAACCGCGCGUGGCAAGAGACCCUGCGAGCGGAGGAGGAGAUGUUUGAGGCCCGGGAGCGCUAUGCGAAGGCCCUCGAGGCGCUACCAGACGAGGCGCGGAAGAGACUGGAGGCUGCUAGCCCGAAGGAGCGCAGUGCCAGUUGGAGGUGCGGCCCACGUUCCCGCGGAGCUUCUAAGAAGAGAGCGGCUUCUUCCGGAAGAAGGUGGUUUUAUAUGAGCCAUGGAGUGGGAACACUCCACUAAACAAGAACAGGUGGACAGAGGUUCACCCUAGAAGUCCAGUUCGACUAUAUUUAGACCGACUGAAGGAUCCAGAAAAUUCCUUGACUCGGGGUCACCCUUCGGACUGGACCAUUCUUGUGAUAGUCGACUGGACUCCCAGGGUUCACCCUUACUUUCCAGGACAACUGAGGGAGUCAGGAGCUGCCCAAGAUCUUACUGCCAGUCGUGCGUGGCCAGUCUCGGAACCACAUCCGAGAGGAGGGGAAGAAAGUCCCUUCGGGGCCAGCAUUGGUUGGAGCUUAAUCAUCCGGGCUGGGGGGGUGGGGAGGUCCGAUUCUUAGUCAUUUUGGAGAGCCUUGGCGCUUUUGGAAAAGCUGGGGUUUGAUUGAGUUUGUUGAUUGUGUCUUGGCGAGGCAGAUCCACAGCCAGAACAACUUUCACCUUGGCUUCUGCACCUCGAGCCAUUUGACAUCCUUCUUGAUAGGAAAAGGUACUAUUUUGGGCGGUUGGUGGUCCAAAAUGCAUAGACGUCGUCACUCAGGCUCUGGGCAUGUUCUGCUGAUUUCCUUUUCGCCCUGCACCCUCACCACCCCUCACCCCCCCUCACCACCUCAGUUGGCCUCAGUUGGCUCUCGAGGGUGAAACGAGCUCACCCAAACAGACGGCCAUCAACAGUCCUGUGAGGGGCUUCCAUGGGCUCUUCACGCUCUUCACGCUUAGCCUUGUCGCCCUCGCGUGAUCCGACCAAAAGGUCGCUGCUUUCGCUGGUCGCGAAACACGGGGUCCGCUGGUCGCCGCGGUCGCCGGUGAUUUUGGAUGACUCUUAAGGGUCAAGGGGCUCCUUAGACGUCCGGUUUGGCACCGCUGAAGGGGAAGGAAGUUCUGGUCACCAAGAGGGGUCACUGAGUCAGACCUUUGGCCCAGAGACCCCGGACCUGGCGAUCGGGAUCCCUUCGGCAUUUGUAAAUCCUGGGUCCUGGAUGCUGCGAAGCCACCGGAGGAGUCUUCCCGCAUUCGCAGGAGUCUCUUUGCGAAGCCGUCCGUGCUUCUGCCCGGAACUUCUCCACAUAGAUUUGAUACAUGGCACAUAGCGGGAGCCCCUCUCUUCCAGCAGUACGUUUGGCUUUGUAGUAUUGGCAGAAUGGAGCCCGUCAGGGUUUCAGGAUUUAGGAGAUUCCCUUCUCCCCAUGGGGAAUGAGUCGCAUGAUGGGCCUGGUGCCCCGGAACUGUGUUUUGUAUUUUGUUCAGGGGUUUGCUGGGAGUGGGUGAUGCAAACUGUGGUUCAACCCUAGACACGGCCUGGAAUGCAAUGUUGGUGGGUUUUGCGCAAUGCAAUUCUGGAGCUGUUCCCGGCUAAGGUAGACAGUUGAUUAAUACAACACCGCCAGAAAUGGAUUUUGGAACCUCUUCAAGUGGUGUUUUUUCGCUCGACAGUCUACAGUAAUUAGUCGUUCUCAGUCAUGACUCACCGUGAAUCACCCGUGAACACUGCCUGCCGCGGUCUGCCUUUUCGGCCUCCAGACCAGAGCGGGUCAAAACUACAGACACGAACUUCUUGAGAGGCUCAAGAGCUCAGUUUGCACACUCGUUUUGAGCGUCUCAUCCACUCAAGUGUGAAGUAGCUUCACGGAUGUCCAAGCUUCGUUUUGAUCCGGCUUGGCCCCGGCUCGCCCCUUGAACGAUCGGAAGCGCCAGUGGCGUCUAAGCGAUCGGG
This is a messenger RNA of Durusdinium trenchii, 2354 nucleotides long. The record is from the annotation of a GenBank genome assembly. Lineage: Eukaryota; Dinophyceae; Suessiales; Symbiodiniaceae.